Messenger RNA from Arachis duranensis, 2473 nucleotides. RefSeq names its product potassium transporter 5. The transcript is spliced from 7 exons. The record is from RefSeq and is a predicted model, not a curated record. Gene Ontology annotation, cellular component: membrane. Gene Ontology annotation, biological process: potassium ion transmembrane transport. NCBI's taxonomy places the organism in Eukaryota, Viridiplantae, Streptophyta, Magnoliopsida, Fabales, Fabaceae. The coding region runs from base 101 to 2317 and encodes 738 amino acids. Gene Ontology annotation, molecular function: potassium ion transmembrane transporter activity.
UAGUUUCCACAACUAAACUAGCAUUGCAUGCUACCUCUUAUUCCUCUCUUUUUCUCUUUCUCUAUGUUCUAAUUAAUAACCUAAGCUUCAUUUAAUCAAAAUGCCGGUAGAAGAAGAUCAUGAUGUUGUAGUUGUGGAUGUGGAGAAAAUUGAAAACAGUAAUGAAGAGACGGAACAACAACAAGAAGCUUCUGAUGUGAUGGAAAAGAAGCAGCUUUCUUCCAAAAUCUUGCGAAGAAAUGACUCUCUAGAAAUGGCAUCUCAAAGAUUCUCCGCCACGCAUGCUGCAAAAGGGCCAUCCUUGUCUUUGAUACUUCAACUUGCGUUUCAAAGUAUUGGGAUAGUGUACGGUGAUAUCGGAACAUCACCAUUGUAUGUGUAUUCAAGCACAUUCACUGAUGGUAUCAAGAACAACGAUGACAUCUUGGGAGUUCUUUCCUUGAUCUUGUAUACCAUUACUCUCAUCCCUCUCAUUAAGUAUGUCCUUGUGGUCUUAAAGGCCAACGAUAAUGGCGACGGAGGGACUUUUGCUCUAUACUCUCUAAUAUGUCGUUAUGCAAAAGUGGGACUUAUUCCGAAUCAACAAGUGGAGGAUGCUGACGUGUCCAACUACCAGCUUCAGUUGCCAAAUAACCGUCAGAAGAGAGCAAGCAAGCUUAAGUGUGCGCUUGAGAAAAGUCACUUCAUGAAGCUCUUCCUCUUAUUUGCCACCAUGCUUGGCACUUCCAUGGUCAUUGGUGAUGGUGUUCUCACCCCUUGCAUCUCUGUUUUAUCUGCUGUUGGAGGGAUCAAGCAAGCAGCUACUAACAUCAACAACGAUGUGGUUGUUCUGAUAUCCGUGGCAAUCUUGGUUUGCCUUUUCAUGGCUCAGAGAUUUGGAACUGAUAAAGUUGGAUACACCUUUGCUCCUAUUAUCUGUAUAUGGUUUGCCUUCAUCGCAGCCAUUGGUCUCUACAAUUUCAUCAAGUAUGAUCCCUCUGUUAUUAAAGCAGUAAAUCCAAAAUACAUAGUUGACUACUUCAUUAGGAACAAGAAAGAUGCUUGGAUUUCUCUUGGUGGUGUUGUGCUAGCCAUAACUGGAACUGAAGCAUUAUUUGCUGAUGUUGGACAUUUCACAGUUCGAUCCAUACAAAUUAGCAUGUGUUCUGUGACUUACCCUGCUCUGAUUUUGGCUUAUGUUGGACAAGCCUCUUUCCUUCGCAAGCAUAAUGAUCUUGUUAGUGACACAUUCUACAAGUCCAUACCAGGCAAACUAUAUUGGCCAAUGUUUGUUAUUGCUGUUAUGGCAGCAAUUAUAGCUUCACAAGCCAUGAUCUCAGGAACUUUCUCCAUAAUCCAACAAUCCUUGUCAUUGGGAUGUUUCCCUCGUGUGAGAAUUGUACAUACAUCGAGCAAGCACGAAGGACAAGUUUAUAUUCCAGAAAUCAAUUACAUCCUUAUGAUUGCAUGUAUUGCCAUCACUGUUGGAUUUAAAACCACUACAAAAAUUGGCAAUGCCUAUGGGAUAGCAGUGGUGUUUGUAAUGACACUUACAUCUGCUUUUCUAGUACUAAUCAUGAUCAUGAUAUGGAAGACUCAUAUACUUUUGAUUAUUAGCUAUGUGCUAAUCAUUGGUUCUGUGGAAGUUGUUUAUCUAAGCUCAGUCUUAUACAAAUUUGACCAAGGGGGGUAUCUUCCCCUUGCAUUCGCGGCGGUUCUAAUGUUCAUCAUGUAUGUUUGGAACAAUGUGUACCGAAGGAAGUACUACUAUGAAUUGGAUCACAAGAUUUCUGCAGAGAAGGUUAAAGAGAUUGCUUGCAACACAAGUUUGUGUAGAUUACCCGGCUUAGCUAUGUUCUAUUCAGAGCUUGUUCAAGGUGUUCCUCCAAUUUUCAAGCACUAUGUGGCCAAUGUACCUGCCUUGCACUCACUUCUGCACCCCAAGGAACUCAAUGUGUUCAGGUGUGUUGUGAGGUAUGGAUACACGGAUGUGCGCAACGAGGAGGAGCCUUUUGAGAAGCUUUUGGUUGAAAGAUUGAAGCAGUUCAUAGUUGAUGAGUUCUGGAAGUCCCAAAAUGGUGAUGAUCAAGAAGAAGAAGAGAAAGUACAAGAGGAAAUAGAGAAAGAAAUAGAGAGUGUUGAAAAGGCAUCACAAGAUGGUGUUGUUCAUUUGAUUGGUGAGAAUGAAAUUGUUGCUUGCAAAGGAGCCAACAUUGGAAAGAGGAUUUUGAUUGAUUAUGCCUACAACUUCUUGAAGAAAAACUUGAGGCAGAGUGAAAAAUUAUUUGAUAUUCCACACAAACGCAUGGUUAAAGUGGGCAUGACUUAUGAACUUUGAAGGCAUUAACAACAUAGUUAUGUUUUUCCCUUUUUUUGGGUUAGAGAACAUAGUUAUGUUAAAAUUACAUAAAUCUAAGGUCAUAGCCCAAAAGGCACUUCUAAAUUAGUAAACAACAAUUUUAUAUGAUAAGUAAAUAUUAUUAUUUUGAGUCAA